Molecule: messenger RNA, 3411 nt
Organism: Xiphophorus maculatus (southern platyfish)
Lineage: Eukaryota; Metazoa; Chordata; Actinopteri; Cyprinodontiformes; Poeciliidae
Gene: evi5b
Product: ecotropic viral integration site 5
Exons: 20
Coding region: 304-2742 (812 amino acids)
Source: RefSeq, a predicted model, not a curated record
GUAUUACGGCUGCAUGGGCUGGACCGAGGAGUCAAUGGGAACGGGCUAACUUAAUGCUGGCUAGCAUUUCAAGAAGAAACCUAGCCGCACUGGCUUGUCCUAAUUUUCUAUGUACGGACGUAAAGCGUUUCCGAGCGGAACUUUUUCUCUGACUAGUGGAGCUUUAUCUUCGUGCAUGGGAAACAGGAGACAUUUACUGCUGCUGGCUGAAAACGCUUCAAGGUGGCGACAGACAAGGUUGCUGGAAAGCUGAGUUCUACUCUCUCAUGGGUGAAGAACUCGGUCUCCCACACUGUCAGUCAGAUGGCUAGCCAGGUGGCCACGCCCACAUCUCUACAGACCCCCGCCACUUCCUCCUCCACAUCGCUGUCCUCACCAGCCCUCUCGCCGUCCUCCCCAGCGCAGCUCAGCCCCGACGAUGUGGAGCUACUGGCCAAGCUGGAGGAGCAGAACAGACUUCUGGAGACGGACAGCAAGUCUCUGCGCUCCAUGAACGGCUCCCGGAGAAACAGCGGCUCCUCCCUGGUGUCCAGCUCCUCGGCCUCCUCCAACCUGUCCCACCUGGAGGAGGACACCUGGAUCCUGUGGGGACGGAUUGUCAACGAGUGGGAGGAGGUGCGCAAGAAGAAGGAGAAGCAGCUGAAGGAUCUCGUAAGAAAAGGCAUUCCCCACCACUUCCGGGCAAUAGUGUGGCAGCUGUUGUGUAACGCCCAGAACAUGCCCAUCAAAGAUCAGUACUCAGAACUUCUAAAGAUGACAUCGCCGUGCGAGAAGCUCAUACGCAGAGACAUCGCUCGCACCUAUCCUGAACACGAGUUCUUCAAAGAGAAAGACAGCCUGGGCCAGGAAGUGCUCUUCAAUGUCAUGAAGGCCUAUUCUCUGGUGGAUCGCGAGGUUGGCUACUGUCAAGGAAGUGCGUUCAUUGUGGGUUUGCUGCUCAUGCAGAUGCCAGAGGAGGAGGCCUUCUGUGUGUUUGUGAAGCUCAUGCAGGACUACAGGCUGCGCGAGCUCUUCAAGCCCAGCAUGGCCGAGCUGGGACUGUGCAUGUAUCAGUUUGAGAGCAUGAUCCAGGAGCAGCUCCCGGAGCUGCACAUGCAUUUCCAGGCUCAGAGCUUCCACACCUCCAUGUACGCCUCCUCCUGGUUCCUCACCAUCUUCCUCACCUCCUACCCCUUACCUGUAGCCACCAGGAUUUUCGAUAUCUUCAUGUGUGAGGGUUUGGAGAUCGUUUUCCGUGUGGGGCUGGCCAUCCUGCAGAUGAACCAGGCUGAGCUGAUCCAGCUCGACAUGGAGGGAAUGUUACAGCACUUCCAAAAGGUCAUCCCACAUCAGUUUGACAGCGGACCAGAUAAGGUCAUCCAGGCUGCCUAUCAAGUUAAAUACAACGCCAAGAAAAUGAAGAAGUUAGAGAAGGAGUACACUACAAUCAAAACAAAAGAGAUGGAAGAACAGGUGGAGAUAAAGAGAUUACGGACAGAGAAUAGGCUCCUGAAACAGAGGAUAGACACACUAGAAAAAGAAAGUGCUUCCUUGGCAGAUAGAUUGAUUCAGGGACAAGUGACUCGAGCCCAAGAGGCAGAGGAGAACUACCUGGUCAAGCGGGAGCUGACCACGGUCAAACAGCAGAGCGAGGAGGCCACUGCUCAGCUGGAGCAGGCCAGGAAAACCAUCAGGCAGCUUCAGCAGCAGCCACAAGCGAAGGGACCGCCUCGGUUUUCAGAGGAGUCCGUCCUGCAGCUGGAGAAGGAGCUGGUCCAGGCCCGGCUGAAGGAGGCCGAGUCCCAGUGUGCGCUCAAAGAAAUGCAAGACAAGAUCCUCGAUAUGGAGAAGAGGAACUCGUCACUACCAGAUGACACUAACGUGGCGCGACUCCAAGAGGAGCUGAUCGGGGUGAAGCUGAGGGAAGCAGAGGCUCUGACUGGACUGAAGGAGCUGAGACAGCAAGUCAGAGACCUGGAAGAACACUGGCAGCGCCACCUGGCACGCACCGCGAGUCGCUGGAAGGACAGCCCCAAGAAGAACACGCUGAGUGAGCUGCAGGACGAGCUGAUGAGCGUGAGGCUGAGAGAAGCCGAGGUCCAGGCAGAGCUGAGAGAAACUCGACAGAGGCUGCUGGAGAUGGAGACUCAGAAUCAGAUUCACAGCAAUCAGCUGCGACGGGCCGAACAGGAGAGCCGCUGUUUGCAGGAGCGCGUGCAGACGCUGACCACCCAGAACAAGGAUCUGCAUGUGCAGCUACAAGAGAUCAAGCGGAGGCAAGCUGAGAUUGAAUGCAAGAGUAAGGAAGAAGUAAUGGCUGUGAGGUUGAGGGAAGCUGACAACAUUGCUGCCAUGGCAGAGCUCCAGCAACAGAUCUCUGAGCUGGAGAUUCAGAAAGAAGAAGGGAAGGUCCAAGGGCAGCUGAACCACACAGACUCCAGCCAGUACAUCAGAGACCUCAAAGACCAGAUAUCUGAGCUGAAACAAGAGAUUUGCUGCUUGAAAGGACAGAAGGGCUUGGUCAGCCAGCCCAGCUUUGAUGGCAUCCACAUCGUCAAUCACUACAUGGGAGUCGGGGAGUCCUACCAGUCCUCCGACGACGACGGAGCCAAGGACCCCGACCUGCAGAGCCUCCAGCCGAGGGGCGGCGGGCGCAUCAGGCUGCGGGCCAAGCUGGAGGACACAGACAGCGACGAGGAGGACGGCGAAGACGGCGACGCCCUGCGGCUCUCCGUGCCUCAGAUCAAGUCCACCACGGUGUGAGCGCAGGGCCCGGAUCCAGAGUUCUGAAUUUCAAAAAGCAAAUCUGUCAUUUCAUAUCUUAUGAAUCAUGCCACUGUUUUUUGUUUAUUAUUAUUUUUGUUUGUUUGUUCCUGGACACCACUGACAAAGCCGGGGUCAAUCUGAACCUCAGCAGAGAAUCAAACAGAAUCAAACUCUACAAGGUGGAGGGUUGGGGGGCCUGGGGCCUGGGGGCCUGGGGCCUGGGGGCCUGGGGGUCGCCCUCCUGUAGGUACAACACAGAAAGACAGACUGUGCAAUAGAACAUUUAUCCCAAACUCCACACUUCAUCCAGCAUGUUUUAUAUUUUUAAAGGAUUUUAUAAACGACUUCCGUUGAAGCCGUCAAUACCGUUAUUUCCAUCAUGCAGGGGCGGAACUCUACUUGUGUGUGGGCGUGUGCGUGUGUGUAUAGCUUGGAUGGUGUUGGUCAGAGCCUGGUAUCAAAGCUGCUUCUAUCAACCAGCACUGACCCAUUCAAGGCCUUUAGCUUACAUCCUGCACCAGGCGCUCAGCAAACCAUAUGUACAUAUGUAAAUGUUUUUUUGUUUUUUUUUCCUUAUUCGUUUUGAACUUGAAAACCAUGUAUUAAUAUUGCAUAUCUGAUGUUUAGAUAUGUUGUACAAAUAAUAAAGAAGGGACUAUAUAUAUA